AUGUCAAAGGAGCUGCUUUUGAACUCCUCUGAUCAUUUGAGUGCUGUGGGGAUUCUUAGAGAAGCCCUGCAAAUCCUUCGAAGAAAUGGAAAGCUCGUGGUUUCAAUUGCCCUGUUCUCCCUCCUUUCCAACUGUCUUCUCUUCUUGGGUAACCAUUUCUCCAUCGAACCAUUCCUCUUUGAUUUGGUUAUGAACAUAUUCCAAUUAAGAACCCAUCAACCUGAUACCCCUGAGUACCAUACCCUGGUGAUUGCAAUCAAGAAAGACGUGGGAGUUCUUCUGGGCAAUGAAUUGAUCAUUGCAGUAGCCAUGUGGGUUGUCUUCCUCUUCUCCAUGAUUGCCACAGUCUAUGCUUCCGCCGUGACUUACUCGGGUAAGAAAGCGACUCCUAAGGAGGUUUUAACGCAGACUGGAAGAUCCUGGCAUGGGCCGGCGAUCACUUGGUUCUAUAUCUCUCUAAUGAGUGUAGGCUGCUCUGUUCUUAUUCUUAUUAUGUUUGGUGUUCUCACAAUGAUUGCCAAUGGUUCAAUUCCCUUGUACAGUGUUAUGCACUAUUUUCCUCUGGUUACACUGGCUCUCUUCAUGGUUCUUUUGGUUCUCUCUGUAAACCUCUACUUGGGGAUGGUUUGGAUGGUUGGUGUUGUGGUCUCUGUUUUAGAAGAUGGUUGUUAUGGAAUGGAAGCACUUGGGAAAGCUGAAGAGCUUAUGGUGGGAAGGAAGCUUCAAGGAUAUGUUGUCACCCUUGUUUUGGGUCUAGUUCUCGUUUUAGUUUCUGGUUUUGUUGGAUAUGAAGCGGGGGAUGUGAAGAUUUCGGCGAAGUUUGGAGCAGGUUUGCAUUUCAUGUUGACAAAUAUUAUCUGCCUGUGGAAAAUGUAUGGUGCAAUGGUUUACACACUGCUCUAUUUUGAGUGUAAGAAGAUCCAUGGAGAAGAGGUGAAAGUUCAGUUAGGUUCAGGCCAGAGAAUGUUCCCUACUGUUCCACGUUUUACUGCAACUCUGGCUUGA
Molecule: messenger RNA, 1005 nt
Organism: Macadamia integrifolia
Lineage: Eukaryota; Viridiplantae; Streptophyta; Magnoliopsida; Proteales; Proteaceae
Exons: 1
Coding region: 1-1005 (334 amino acids)
Source: RefSeq, a predicted model, not a curated record